AUGACUCGACACCAAUGUCAUUCAUCCUUUCUUUUAUUCAUUCUUUCUUUCUUUCUUUCGUUCUUACUCAUUUAUUCCUCUUCUUUUUUUUAUUCUUCUUUUUACUUUCUUUCAUUUUUUUUUUACUUUCUUUUUCCUGUUCUCAUCUCUUCAUUUAUUUUUAAUUUUUUUUCUUUCUUUCUUUCUUUCUUUCUUUCUUUCUUUCUUUCUUUCGUAUCAUCCCAUAUAUUCAUAUUUUCCUUUCUUAUCGUCUUUUCAUAUUUUUCCUCCCUUUCUUUCUUUCUUUCUUUCUUAAUUUCUUUCUUUCUAUCUUUCUUUCUUUCUUUCUUUCUUACUUUCUUUCUUUCUUUCUUUAGUAUCUUCCCAUAUAUUCAUAUUUUCCUUUCCUAUCGUCUAUUCAUAUUUUUCCUCCCUUUCUUUCUUUCUUUCUUUCUUUCUUUCUUUCUUCAAAAGUUAUUGCUGUUUUGUUUGUCAAAUAUUUUUAUCACAUGUCUGCAGCUGUCCUCGCCAAAGACUUGGCUUUUCUCGUCUCCUUUCUCGCCAUUCCACAUCAACAUUCACUUCAUCGCACAUUUUCUAAUAAUUCUUUUUCUCUUCUUCCUCUUUCAUAAUCUAUUUAUCUCUUUUAAUUCUUAUUCUGUCUCCCUCUCUUCCUCUCUUCUUCUUGAAAUGCAACUCUCUUACUCUUUGCUUUUUCCCCUUCCUUUCUUUAAAUCCUAUCUCUUCUCUCUUACGUGUCUUUCUUUCACUAUCUCUUCUCUCACUCUCUCUUCUCAUUUCCGUAUCUUUUCCUUUCUCCUCAUUCUUUUUUCUUCUUUUUUUUUUUUUAAUUCUUCUCACUUUCUCCCCAAUUUCCUUUUUCUCUCUUUUCUCUUCGACCCUCUUCUUCUUUCCUCGCUUUUUUUCGUUUGCUCUCUUAUUCAUUCGCUUUCCUUUUCUUCAUUUAUCUCUCUUUUCUUUUCUUCUUUUCACUUUUCUUUUUUUUCCUUUCUUCCCCACCCCACUUUCUCUCUGCUGAACUUUCUCUUUCUUUUUCUCGCCUUUUUUCUUCUCCUUUCUUUACCUUCCCCCUUUUCACACCAUUUCUGUCCCGUCUCUUUUUUCUUUCUUUUUUUUCUUCUUCGAUUUCCUUUUCUUUCCUCUUUUGCCUUCUCUUCAUAUCUAUGUUUUUUCCCUCUUUCUCUUAUCUUUUUUCUCUUCCCUUAUUUUUCUUAUCUAUCCCUCUUUCCUUUGCUCUUUUUCUUUUUGUACUUUCUCCAUAGUCUUCGCUUUCUGUUUUCCAAUUCUUUUAUUCUCCUUCCUUUUUUUUUUCUUUCGUUUUCUCUUUUGCUUUUUCCUCACUCUUUCUUAUGUUUCUUUUAUUUUUCUCAUUUUCUUGUCGACUUAUCUUCCCAGCUUUUCUUUCUCUUUUCUCUUUUCCUUUUCUUUUUUUUUAUUCUUUGCUUUUUUGCGGCUUUGCCUCUCUUUCUCUUUUACAUCUCUUCUCUCCAUUUUUUUCCUCAACUAUCUAUCUAUCUAUCUAUCUAUCUAUCACAUUCUGACCCUAUCUUUCUGUCUAUGGAAAAUACAUACAUCUAUAUAUUAGACACAUCACGAGGAAUCUAA
Molecule: messenger RNA, 1605 nt
Organism: Acanthosepion pharaonis
Lineage: Eukaryota; Metazoa; Mollusca; Cephalopoda; Sepiida; Sepiidae
Source: the annotation of a GenBank genome assembly